This is a messenger RNA of Macaca mulatta (Rhesus monkey), 1652 nucleotides long. RefSeq names its product tektin 4 (gene TEKT4). Gene Ontology annotation, cellular component: microtubule cytoskeleton; nucleus; sperm flagellum. Lineage: Eukaryota; Metazoa; Chordata; Mammalia; Primates; Cercopithecidae. Gene Ontology annotation, biological process: cilium movement involved in cell motility; cilium assembly. The record is from RefSeq and is a predicted model, not a curated record.
UGCCUGGCCCUUUAAGAGGGCAGUUCUGCCUGCCACCCUGAAUGCCCCCUCCCCCAGCCACUGGAGAAGGGAUCCCGUUUCUUAGCAACAGGAAGCUCUUGGUUGACAGUGUCACCCAGGCGACUGGGAGCCGCGUCCUGCUCUGGGACUGAGCCGCUGGAGCUGCCCCGCUGACCGCACUGGGCUGAUCGCAACCGGCUGGCCACACCCCUCACUCCCCUGGCCCUGGUGGGCGGCUGGCACCAUGGCGCAGACGGACGUACUCCUAACCAAAGAGCCGGCCCCGCAGACAGUGCCGCCCUGCGAGCUGCCGGCCAAAGAGUACGAGGUGGCCCGCAACACAGGCGCCUACACGUCCUCCGGGCUGGCCACCGCAGGCUUCCGCACCGCCAAGUACCUGCUGGAGGAGUGGUUCCAGAACUGCUAUGCUCGCUACCACCAGGCCUUCGCGGACCGCGACCAGUCGGAGCGGCAGCGGCAUGAGAGCCAGCAGCUGGCAUCGGAGACCCAGGCGCUGGCGCAGCGCACGCAGCAAGACUCCACGCGCAGGGUUGGCGAGCGACUGCAGGACAUGCACGGCUGGAAGUCGGAGCUGCAGCGCGAGGUGGAAGCGCUGGCUGCGGAGACCGACCUGUUGCUGGCCCAGAGGCAGAGGCUGGAGCGCGCCCUGGACGCCACGGAGGUGCCCUUCUCCAUCGCCACUGACAACCUGCAGUGUCGUGAGCGCCGCCAGCACCCCAACCUCGUGCGCGACUAUGUGGAGACGGAAUUGCUGAAGGAAGCCGAGCUCAUCCGGAACAUUCAGGAGCUGCUGAAGAGAACCAUCAUGCAAGCUGUGAGCCAGAUCCGACUGAACCGGGAGCGCAAGGAGACCUGCGAGAUGGACUGGUCAGACAAGGUGGAGGCCUACAACAUCGAUGAGACCUGCGGGCGCUACCACAGCCAGAGCACCCAGGUGCAGGCUCAUCCUCACUCCACCGCCUUCCAAGAGAGCGCCUCCACCCCGGAGACCUGGGCCAAGUUCACGCAGGACAAUCUGUGCCGCGCCCAGCGCGAGCGCCUGGCCUCGGCCAACCUGCGGGUGCUGGUGGACUGCAUCCUUCGCGACACCUCCGAGGACCUGCGGCUGCAGUGCGACGCUGUGAACCUGGCCUUCGGGCGCCGCUGCGAGGAGCUGGAGGACGCGCGGCACAAGCUGCAGCAGCACCUGCACAAGACGCUGCGGGAAAUCACAGAUCAGGAGCACAACGUGGCGGCACUGAAGCAGGCCAUCAAGGACAAGGAGGCCCCUCUGCGCGUCGCCCAGACCCGGCUGUACCUGCGCUCACACCGGCCCAACGUGGAGCUGUGCCGCGAUGCAGCCCAGUUCAGGCUGGUGAGCGAGGUGGAGGAACUGAACAUGUCCCUCGCAGCGCUGCGGGAGAAGCUUCUAGAAGCAGAGCAGUCCCUGCGCAACCUCGAGGACACCCACAUGAGCCUGGAGAAGGACAUCACCGCCAUGACCAACAGUCUCUUCAUCGACCGCCAGAAGUGCAUGGCCCAUCGUACUCGCUACCCCACCAUCCUGCAGUUGGCUGGCUACCAGUGAGCCGCUGCCACGGUGCUUCCCCGCCAAGUCCCCAAACAAACAGCACGUUAGCUUUCUGCACGGA